This is a messenger RNA of Periconia digitata, 1540 nucleotides long. The record is from the annotation of a GenBank genome assembly. NCBI's taxonomy places the organism in Eukaryota, Fungi, Ascomycota, Dothideomycetes, Pleosporales, Periconiaceae.
CCUCUUCAAUCUUCUUGGAAGCUUCAAACAUCUCCGACACAUUCUCUCUAGUACAUAUCAAAACAGAAACCAUCGCUCCACACCUCAAAAUGUCUGAACCCCAAACCUCUAUCCCCAAAGGAUCCAUCAUCCUCAUCACCGGCGCCAACGGCUUCGUCGCCUCGCACACCGCACAACAAUUCCUCGCUCGAGGCUAUCGCGUCCGCGGCACCGUCCGCGAUCUCAAAAGAGCCUCCUGGCUCCUCGAAACCACCUUUAAGCAACAGGCCACCAACGGCUCCUUCGAACUCGUCGUGAUCCCAGACUUCAGCGCGCCCCACGCCUUCGACGAAGCUAUCAAAGGCGUCGCCGCGGUCGCCCACGUAGCAGUUGCUACAGACUUCAACCCCGACCCCAACAAAGUGAUUCCCCAAACCAUCGCAAGCACGACUUCCCUAAUGGAAGCCGCGCAAAACGAACCCUCGGUCAAGCAAUUCGUCUACACGUCCUCGAUUGUGACGGCGACCAUGCCCGUCCCCAGUAACCCCACACACGUGGGUUCAGACACGUGGAACGACAAGGCGGUGGAAUUGGCGUGGGCGCCUCCGCCAUAUGACGCUAGCCGCGGCAUGUUGGUGUACAUGGCUAAUAAAGUCGCUACCGAGAAGGCGGUGUGGGAGUUUGUGAGGGGGAGGAAACCCGGGUAUGCUGUUAAUGCGGUUUCGCCGGCUGCGAUUAUGGGCGAGCCGCUGCAUAGGAGCCAUGCUGAGGUUGCGGCUGCUCAUGUUAGGUCGUUGUAUCAGGGGAAGGUGGAGUUUCUGUCGUCAAUGCCUGCUACGUUGAAUAUCAAUGUCAAGGAUGUAGCGCUACUCCACGUCGCUGCUAUUCUUGAUCCCAAAGUGCAGAAUGCGCGACUUCAGGCUUGGGCGCAGUUCUGCAAUUGGAAUGAUAUCCUUGCAAUCAUGCGCAAAGCUGUUCCUGAUCGGGAGUUUAUCGAUGAUUUACCGAAUCUGGCCAUGCUGAGCUUGUCGACGGAUCUGAGCGAGCCACUUGCGCUGCUGAAGAAGUGGGGUGGUCAGGAUGAUUGGAUUUCUCUGGAGGAUACUAUCACGGAUAAUGUCAGGGCGCUUGUGAAGAUGGGGUUUUAGGGUGGGUAAGUUGGCAUGUGCCUGGGAUUUUGACACUCAGGCUCUUGAUACUGUAGAGUUUUAGCUCUCGAUCUCUAAUUUUUCUAAACUACUCUUCAUCUUCUUCGUCUCUAUCGUAACACUCGUCAAUGUCUUUCCAGUGACCUACUUCCCACGAUGCGUGCUCGCAGGUCGAUUUAAACACAUUGCCGCAUCGCACAAUUUCAUCCACUUGUGAGCAUUCUAGCUCAUGACCGCGUGCUGAUAGUUUUGCUGUGGAUUCGUGUUCGUUGAUCUUUCCCUGCCGCCUGGCCUCGCGGUUUGGUUCAUUGCUGGGGAAAUCUUGCACUGAACAUUUGUCCGUGGUAUCCAAUGCCGCAAAACGUUCGGAUACUGAUGGGACGGAAUGAACAAAAAAUGUAUCGUUUGUGGAC